UCGAGGUGAGGUGAUUACAGUGCAAUAUGGCGUCGCACAAGGCCCAACGUGUAGAAAUAUUUGAUCCCGAAGAUCAAAAAAUAUACAUUUUGUAUUUGAGUGCAGAAGAUGCACAAAAAAUGAAAAAUGAUAUCAAUUUUGCUUCUGCUUUGUUACAAUAUGCAAAAGAAAAUGUAUCCAAAUCUGAUAUACCAACUACAAGUACAGGAAAAAUAACAAAAAGUUCGUCAAAUAUAUUAAAUAAUAAUGGAGAUUCAAUAUCUGAUAUUGAAAAUACACCAUGUACAAGUACUGAAAUAAAAAGUUCAUUGGAUGUAGAGAAUAAUAAAGAUUCAAAAUCUAAUAAUGAAGAUAUCUACGUAUGGAGCAAAAAAGAAACCUUACUAUUAAUACACUUAUAUAAAGAACAUGAAGAAAUCUUUACCUCGGGAAAAAUGAAACAACAUUUAUGCUGGGAACGGAUAGCAAAAGAAAUGUUAAAAAAAGAUUACAAUAUCUCUGCAAAAAAAUGUUGCACAAAGUUUCUAGGAAAGCAGUGACAAGAAUGUUGG
Messenger RNA from Trachymyrmex cornetzi, 551 nucleotides. RefSeq lists its product as uncharacterized. The transcript is spliced from 4 exons. The coding region runs from base 27 to 539 and encodes 170 amino acids. The record is from RefSeq and is a predicted model, not a curated record. Lineage: Eukaryota; Metazoa; Arthropoda; Insecta; Hymenoptera; Formicidae.